AUUUUGACUGCUUUUUAAUUUCAAUUAGAAAAACAAUUAUGUAUAUAAUGACACAAUUUCUUAGAAUUUUAUGACUUUUUGUACAACAUAUAAAUGCAUUUAUUAAUAAUUGUAGUUAACUCCCCCUCCUUCAUUUCCGGUAUAUAUAUGUUAUACCCAUAUUGCCUAAAAGCAGUCAAAAUGACUGGCUUGGGAAAUUUUAAAUAAUCAAAUGACUCUUAUUAUUGAAUUGAGUAAAUUUCUUAUAUUACCAGUUUAGCUCUGUAUUGAAAUAACAGUUUUCAUUUUUUUUCGAUUACCCUUACAUGAUAACAUACAAGUACAUGAUAAAUUGUCGUUUUGGGCGUAUGCAUGAUAAGUUGCAGUUGCUUAAUAAGCUAAAGUAGUAUUUGUUAUUUCAAUCUUUAUGCAGUGAUAGUUGUUCUAACAAGUUGUUUAUUUUAUUUCUUUUGCACCCUAAAUUCAUGAAAGAAAUGGAGAAUAGAAGUGAGUUAUUGGAAAAGCUAACGAACAUAAGUGAAGAGUGCUCCGAUAUAGAAUCAGAUGUAACAAAUUCUGAACUAUCAUCUGAAGAUGAAGCGGAUUAUAUUCAAAGUGAAACAUCUGACACUGAAGAUAGCGAUGAAGAGUCGAUCACCAAUGAUGAAAAUGAAAGCGUCAUCAAUAUGCCCAGGAAAAGAUGUAGAGUGCCAAGUAGUUCAGACUCUGAUGAAGAAACAGAAAACACCUUUCAGGAGACCGAAACAGCUGUCGAUGGUACUGUGUGGUCAAAAAUUGAUGAAGGUGGUAUUCCUAGAAGGUUACCAUUUACUUGUAUUUUAAAGGGUGUGAAAGGGCCAACAGAUCAACUGCAACAUCAUCAAAUGCAACCCAUUAUAACAAACGCAAAAUUUGUCAAGUACGACUUUGCCACAACAACAAAACAAAUAAUAUAUGUGAAAAAUGUCAAAGUGUUAAUCGCGACCAGUGGUAGGAUUAGAGAGAAAAGGGAGAAGAUUCUCCGUGCAAAUCGACUAUUAUCGCUGGACCGAUGUGAGAAGCGUAUCUGAAAGCAGUCUCGUAGUUGCAUCCCUCACGUCACAAUAUACUUUUGGUCUUUCGAGCCAAAUAUUGAUGACACUGAUCCUGUGAGCAGUCUAAGAAGCCACGUAAGGAAACGAAGCAGUCGAGUUACUAGCAGCCUAUCCCAAAUAACGAAUUAUCAGAGAAUCAAUGAACUGUCGGAAGUCGCAGUGAUAAAAUCUGCCAGACUCAUCAACCUGGUAGCAUUACAUCUUUCAAGUAAGACUAUUUAUUUGUCCUUUCGUAUUCUCUUUCUCAGUGGAAGCCUCUGCCGUAGAAAACUUAACUGGCUUAAAAUUUAAGCGUCG
Molecule: messenger RNA, 1370 nt
Organism: Vespa crabro (European hornet)
Lineage: Eukaryota; Metazoa; Arthropoda; Insecta; Hymenoptera; Vespidae
Exons: 2
Coding region: 465-1049 (194 amino acids)
Source: RefSeq, a predicted model, not a curated record